GUGUGGAAAAGUGAGAAAUGUUAUGCGUGUACAAACUAUUGUACUUACUAUUGACUGUAAAACAUUAAUCCCCCAAUAAAAAAAAAAAGUACUGAUGUCUGAAAGGUUUGUCUCAAGCUUGCCCUUCCUGUAACUGAGACUUCUCUAACCUCUAUCUGCUGAUCCAAUCUGCUAUCUUUGUUCAGGGUGUGGCUUUUAAUUUGAGCUGUGCUUCUCAAGACUCCACAACAUCGUCAUCUAUGCAAUUGGAACUAUGGGGUGGUUCUUAGCAGGUUCAGCUCAGUGGAGAAAUGCUUGGUCUACAGAUAUGCUCUUACGAGAAGGCACCAGCUAACCAGAUCUCAGAGUCACACCAGCAUCUCACCACCUCUCACUGUGGAAACCAUUUCCCCAACAAGUUGGUAACAAAACCAUUCUUGCAAGUAGUCUGAACCCCUGUGGCAACUGAGUGCUUUCCUGGCUUAUGCACCUCACAGCAUGAUACCAACACUAUAAUUAAAAACACCCCCCUCAUACUCCCCAACUUUCCAUCUUCUAAUGCCCCAAUGCUGCUUAUAAAGAGAAGACUUGGGUUAGACCCAUCCCCCAACCCCACUCAAGGAGGCAGCAGUUGCAUGUGGCCAAGUCCCAACUGUACUUGGUCACCACUUGAGCUCACUGCCAUUCAAUAUCAUGAAGAUCACUGUGGCUGCCCUUGCUCUCCUGCUUCUCAAUAAGACCUUUUCUCAGACCUGUGCUGCCUCAUUUGGUGCUGAUACCCCAACGGCCUGCUGCUUCUCCUAUAUCUCCCGGCAGAUCCCGCGCAAGUUUGUGGAUGACUAUUAUGAGACCAGCAGUCACUGCUCCAAGCCAGGUGUCAUCUUCCAAACCAAAAGAGGCCGGCAGAUCUGUGCCAACCCCAGUGAGUCCUGGGUCCAGAAAUAUGUCACUGACCUGGAACUGAAUUCUGGACUGACUUGGAAGUAGCAAGAAAGGUGCUGCAUCUGUUGGCAGAUUGGGGAGCAGUCACUUCAGCCAGGGCAGUAGCUCGGGAAUCUGGAGGAGCACUUUUGCCUGUGGGUCACACCCAGCUCUCUGGGACAUACUUUAACGUUAACUUUAGUUUAUUCAUCUUAUUUAGCAUUUUAUUGUUGAAUUGUGUGGAUAAAAUGCAUAUUUUCUAUGCAAUUCCUUUCACCAUCUCCUCUCCUCUUCCUCCUCCUCCUCCUCCUUUUUCUAUUCUCCUCACACUCAGUAUGUAGACCAGUUAGUGUGAUGAGCUCUCUUCUGGCAGAAACUGUAUCAUAUGUAUCAAACAAGUGCUUAUUGAAUGUCUUCUCCCAGCACUGAAUUUCAAAAUAUAGCAUUUUCCUUGUGAUGACUCUCAAUUUUGUCUUCCCAACUGGUCAGAAGCACAGCAUGAGAGGAGUAUCGUGGGGAGAGUAGGACAAUAUGAAAAGAUGCCAGAAACCAUAAGAUGGAGGCCUGGUAUAGUGAAUGACAUAGAUAUUUCCUGGUGACUAACUCUCAGUCUUUGAAAUGGGUAUAUUAUUAAAUUUUUUGAUGGAAUUUCAUAAAAAGCAUUUUAAUGGGAUUUAUGGUUUCCAGUAGAUACAGCUGUUGGUACGUGUGUAAAAUUUCUCAGUUUUCUGCAAAACAUUCUCAGCCCCAGUCUAGGACCUCCUCUACCAUCAUGCACCAGGACCUGAAAGCUCCCCCAACCCCUUUACUUUGGUCCAAUAGGAUGUAAUAUUUUAUAACAAAGUCUUAAGUUAAUUUUUUUUAAUUCUAGGAGACUUUAAAAAAAUAUUUAUUUGUUUUCCCUUUUGUUGCCCUUGGUGUUUUUUUUUUUUUUUAUUGUUGUUGUUACUGAUGUCAUCAUUGUUGGAUAGGACAGAGAGAAAUGGAGAGAGGAGGGGAAGACAGAGAGGGGGAGAGAAAGACAGACACCUGCAGACCUACUUCACCUCCUGUGAAGCGACUCCCCUGCAGGUGGGGAGCCGGGGGCUUGAACCGGGAUUCUUACACCGCUCCUUGCGCUUCGCGCCGUGUGCUCUUAACCGCUGCGCUACCGCCUGACUCCCUAGGAAAAUUUUUUUUUCUUUCUUUCUUUCUUUUUUUUUUUUCCUCCAGGGUUAUUGCUGGGCUUGGUGCCUGCACCAUGAAUCCACCGCUCUUGGAGGCCAUUUUUUCCCCCUUUUGUUGCCCUUGUUGUUGUAGCCUCGUUGUGGUUAUUAUUAUUGCCAUUGUUGAUGUUGUUCGUUGUUGGAUAGGACAGAGAGAAAUGGAGAGAGGAGGGGAAGACAGAGAGGGGGAGAGAAAGAUAGACACCUGCAGACCUGCUUCACCGCCUGUGAAGCGACUCCCUUGCAGGUAGGGAGCCGGGGCUCGAACCGGGAUCCUUAGUCCGGAAAAUUUUUUAUUUGAGGGAAUACUAAGGUGAUAUGUACUGUGAUAUGUAUUUAUGCAUAUAAAUUCAUUUAAAAAGUUUUCCUGAGAAUUAUGACUAAUAUUUACUGAGGGCUUACACAAUGAUAGGUUCUGUGCUCAGCAGUUUAAAUAGGACAGCCUAGUAAAACCCAAACAAAAGCCAAGCAGGCCCUACCUGACAGUGAGCCAAGAGCCAUAUUCAGCGUCUCUGUUAUCCUUUACUUUCUGGGAGAAGUUUUAAAAAUGUUUAUUUAUUUAAUGAAAGAGAUAGCUAGACAAACAGAUAGAUAGAUAGCCUGACUGACCAGAACACUGCUCAGCUCUUGUGUAUGUUAGGUUGGGACUGAAUCUGGGACUCAAGAGCCUCAGUCAUGAAAGCCUUUUGCAUAGCAAUUAUAUUGUUUCUCCAGCCCAAAAAUAUUCUUCAUAUCCUUACUUGAGGUG
Messenger RNA from Erinaceus europaeus (western European hedgehog), 2853 nucleotides. RefSeq names its product C-C motif chemokine 3-like. NCBI's taxonomy places the organism in Eukaryota, Metazoa, Chordata, Mammalia, Eulipotyphla, Erinaceidae. Gene Ontology annotation, cellular component: extracellular region. Gene Ontology annotation, biological process: chemokine-mediated signaling pathway; inflammatory response; cellular response to type II interferon. The transcript is spliced from 3 exons. The coding region runs from base 673 to 966 and encodes 97 amino acids. The record is from RefSeq and is a predicted model, not a curated record. Gene Ontology annotation, molecular function: CCR chemokine receptor binding; chemokine activity.